AUGAAUCCUAUUAGACUUCUGCUACUGGGGGCUCCAGGAUCUGGUAAAGGUACCCAAACUUCCCGACUUUUGGCUCAUUUCAAGCACCUGCAAUCAGUAUCAUCUGGAGAUUUACUUCGACAACAAAUUCAGCGCGAAACACAAUUGGGCAAAGUUGCUGCUCGAUACAUAUCACAAGGGGCUUUACUGCCCGAUGCAUUCAUCACAGAGCUUGUACAGAACGAAUUGAGCUCUAAAGGAUGGUUGUCCCCUAAGUCCAGCUUCCUGCUUGAUGGAUUCCCCAGAACUAUAAAGCAAGCGAAAGCGCUCCGCAGCAAGCUGUCCCCGCACAAGGCAGCCCUAACCAUGGUUGUAGAACUAGAUGUGCCCGAAAGCGUUAUUUUGGAACGCAUUGAGAAUCGUUACGUCCACGUUCCAAGCGGAAGAGUGUACAAUUUAACAUACAACGCCCCAAAAGUGGCCGGCAAAGAUGAUCUUACAGGCGAACCACUGACUAAACGGCCUGAUGACACCGCUGAGGUGUUUCAAAAAAGACUCGACAACUACAAGCAAACGCUGGCCCCAUUAAAGCAGUUUUACACGGAUUUGGGAAUUCUGCAUCGAGUUUCGGGUGAAACAUCGGAUAUCAUCUUUCCCAAGCUUCUCGCACAAGUCGAUAAAGCAAUUUACGAAUGA
Lachancea lanzarotensis is the source of this 675-nucleotide messenger RNA. It is a transcript of the gene ADK2, whose product is annotated as LALA0S07e06898g1_1. Lineage: Eukaryota; Fungi; Ascomycota; Saccharomycetes; Saccharomycetales; Saccharomycetaceae. The record is from RefSeq and is a predicted model, not a curated record. Gene Ontology annotation, molecular function: ATP binding; AMP kinase activity. Gene Ontology annotation, biological process: nucleobase-containing compound metabolic process. Bases 1 to 675 code for a protein of 224 amino acids. Gene Ontology annotation, cellular component: mitochondrion; cytoplasm. The transcript has a single exon.